This is a messenger RNA of Lolium rigidum, 1604 nucleotides long. Its product is annotated as protochlorophyllide reductase B, chloroplastic. Gene Ontology annotation, molecular function: protochlorophyllide reductase activity. The coding region runs from base 76 to 1263 and encodes 395 amino acids. The transcript has 4 exons. Lineage: Eukaryota; Viridiplantae; Streptophyta; Magnoliopsida; Poales; Poaceae. The record is from RefSeq and is a predicted model, not a curated record.
UUCCCGAGCCUUUCAGUGAAGAAAAGCUCACUCCCAUCCGCACUAUCUACUGGUAUCUUCAGCUCACUGGCUCAGAUGGCUCUCCAGACGGCCACCUCCUUCCUCCCGUCGGCGCUCUCCGCGCGCAAGGAGGGAGCGGUGAAGGAUUCGGCCUUCUUGGGUGUUCGUCUCGCGGAUGGCCUCAAAUUGGACACCUCCUCGCUCGGACUGCGGACCAAGAGAGUGAACACGUCGUCGGUGGCCAUUCGCGCGCAGGCGUCGGCGGUGUCCGCGCCCAUCGCGACCCCGGCGUCCCCGGCGGGCAAGAAGACCCUCCGCACGGGCACCGCGAUCAUCACUGGUGCGUCGUCCGGCCUCGGCCUCGCCACGGCCAAGGCCCUGGCGGAGUCCGGCAAGUGGCACGUCAUCAUGGCCUGCCGCGACUACCUCAAGACCGCGCGCGCCGCCCGGGCGGCCGGCAUGCCCAAGGGCAGCUACACCAUCGUCCACCUCGACCUCGCCUCCCUCGACAGCGUCCGCCAGUUCGUCAACAACGUGCGCCAGCUCGACAUGCCCAUCGACGUCGUUGUCUGCAACGCCGCCGUCUACCAGCCCACCGCCAAGGAGCCCUCCUUCACCGCCGACGGCUUCGAGAUGAGCGUCGGCGUCAACCACCUCGGCCAUUUCCUGCUCGCCCGCGAGCUGCUCGAGGACCUCAAGGCAUCCGACUACCCCUCCAAGCGCCUCAUCAUCGUCGGCUCCAUCACCGGGAACACGAACACGCUGGCCGGCAACGUGCCGCCGAAGGCGAACCUGGGGGACCUGAGGGGCCUGGCGUCCGGGCUGAACGGCGCGGGCAGCGCCGCCAUGAUCGACGGCGCGGAGUUCGACGGCGCCAAGGCGUACAAGGACAGCAAGGUGUGCAACAUGCUCACCAUGCAGGAGUUUCACCGCCGGUACCACGAGGAGACCGGGAUCACCUUCGCGUCGCUCUACCCGGGAUGCAUCGCCACCACCGGCCUCUUCCGGGAGCACAUCCCGCUCUUCCGCCUCCUCUUCCCGCCCUUCCAGAAGUACAUCACCAAGGGCUACGUCUCCGAGGAGGAGGCCGGCAAGAGGCUGGCGCAGGUGGUCAGCGAGCCCAGCCUCACCAAGUCCGGCGUCUACUGGAGCUGGAACAACAACUCCGCCUCAUUCGAGAACCAGCUCUCCGAGGAGGCCAGUGACACCGAGAAGGCCAGGAAGGUUUGGGAGCUCAGCGAGAAGCUCGUCGGACUAGCAUGAUUGCCCGUUUGCCGGCCCUUCAGCGAUGACCCCGAUCUUGAUCGAUCGUCACCUGCAGGAAGCUAGUGACAAAUUUUUGUGCUUCGCUUUCUCAGCCCAAAAAAAUGGAAAAAAGAAAAGAAUAAGUGUAGGACACCUUUGGCAAAAAAACCGGUAGGUUCUUCUUAUGUUGCCACGCCCAACUGAGUCAGGAGUGAUCAUAAGUGAGUGUAAGCCUGUAAAACUAGUUCUUUUUUAUUUGAUUUGGUAAUAGUGACAAUAAAGUGUCUUUGGGCGGCCAAACACUGCAAAUGCAUUUGGACGUUUUAAGUUUCUUCCAACAACUCCACAUGGAGUGUUCU